Molecule: messenger RNA, 1320 nt
Organism: Lathyrus sativus (Indian pea)
Lineage: Eukaryota; Viridiplantae; Streptophyta; Magnoliopsida; Fabales; Fabaceae
Source: the annotation of a GenBank genome assembly
AUGGUUUCAGCUACUUCUUCUCCCCCUUCUAAGGAGGAAGUAGAGACUGAUCAAAAAUGGGCGAACAAUGGAAAAUCUCGCAAUGCAAAAUGGUGGUACUCAACUUUCCACACUGUGACGGCCAUGAUAGGUGCCGGUGUUCUCAGCCUUCCCUAUGCCAUGGCAUAUCUAGGAUGGAUUCCAGGGACUUUGACGUUGUUGUUAUCAUGGAGCCUAACCUUAAACACAAUGUGGCAAAUGAUUCAGCUCCAUGAGUGUGUUCCGGGUACCCGAUUUGAUCGUUAUGUGGAUCUUGGUAAACAUGCCUUUGGACCAAAAUUUGGACCAUGGAUUGUGCUGCCACAGCAACUAAUUGUUCAAAUAGGAUGUGAUAUUGUGUACAUGGUCAUUGGAGGCAAGUGUCUAAAGAAGUUCAUGGAGAUUGCAUGCACUAAUUGCACACAACUGAAACAGUCCUACUGGAUUUUGAUUUUUGGUUCAAUUCAUUUCUUUCUCUCUCAGCUUCCCAAUUUCAAUUCUGUUGCUUCUGUUUCUUUAGCAGCAGCUGUCAUGUCAUUGAGCUAUUCAACUAUAGCGUGGGUGGCUUGCUUGUCGAGAGGUAGGAUUGAGAAUGUGAGCUAUUCAUACAAGCAAACAAGCACAAGUGACUUAAUAUUCCGAAUCUUCAACGCACUUGGUCAGAUUUCAUUUGCAUUUGCUGGCCAUGCAGUAGCCCUUGAAAUUCAGGCAACGAUUCCAUCAACACCCGAAAAACCAUCAAAAAUACCAAUGUGGAAAGGUGCUAUUGGCGCCUAUAUCAUAAAUGCAAUAUGCUAUUUCCCAGUUGCACUUAUUGGAUAUUGGGCAUUUGGAAGAGAUGUUGAUGAUAAUGUUCUUAUGUCAUUAGAAAGACCUGCUUGGCUCAUUGCCUCCGCUAACUUGAUGGUAUUCAUUCAUGUUGUUGGUAGUUAUCAGGUUUAUGCUAUGCCUGUUUUCGAUUUGAUUGAGAACAUGAUGAUCAAAACCUGGAAUUUUCGUCCAGGAUUGCCUCUCAGACUUGUUGCUAGAUCUUCCUUUGUAGCAUUUACACUUAUUAUUGGGGUUACAUUCCCUUUCUUUGGCGAUCUUCUUGGGUUCUUUGGUGGAUUUGGUUUCGCUCCUACUUCAUAUUUUCUUCCUAGUAUAAUGUGGCUAAUAAUCAAGAAACCAAAGAGAUUUAGCAUCAACUGGUUCAUCAAUUGGGCUGCAAUAUGCAUCGGUGUGUGCAUUAUGCUGGCAUCCACGGUUGGUGGCUUCAGGAAUAUCAUUGCUGAUGCUUCAACUUAUAAAUUCUACACCUAA